UACAAAAUAGUAAAACCAAACACACAAAAAGAAGACGCAGGCAACAGCUAUUCAUAGAGCAAGACUAGUAACUAGACUAGGCUCGAGGAAAGGCGAGCUAGACAGAGACGCGAUAGAACGCCGUUGUAGGCAUCCAAUUUUGUACGCCCAGGCCACGCAACGGUGAUGUGGGACACAUCCCGCAACGGGCAAUGCAACAACCCCAACGUUAUAUACCGUCUGUAUCUGAUCUAUAUGGCACGGACGAGAUAGAACUGCUGCUGGACGAGAUACGUGAGCUGGAGCUGGAGCCGGUCUGCUGUCAGCUGGACGAUGAGCAGGACUUUGAAAUAGCUGGCAGCAGAGCCGGCGAGCUCUCGCUCUCACUCGAAUCGCCACUGGGCACAUGCACCUCUUGGGACUCGCACGCCAACUACAAACAGCAACAACAAACGCCGCUGCCAUGGGGCGUCGCCCUACACUGUGAUCCGCAACACUUGAAAACGCCUACAGGGAUUGUGCGCAUACUACUGGUGUUAUCCUCGGCCGUCUGUCUUGCCUGCGAGUGCUCCGCGGGCACCGUACAGGUCGGCCUCUUUCUACUGCCACUCAUCGGGCGCCUGAGGCUGAUGGUCUUCUGUGCGCUCUUCUCGCUACUCAUCACAUGCCUCAUGAUCUUUCUCGAUAUAUCGCACAUAGCGCUAAUGUUCCCAUUCAACUGGACGAAGGUGAACACGUGGACGUACCUGAGCAUUGGUUUAAUAUUUAUUUUGAGCUCCACGCUGCUCGUCCACAUGGUGCUCUAUGCGACCGAGUACACCUGGGUAUCCAAGCACUCCAAGGACACGUUACUAGCCACAGGCCUAAUUGGCUACAUCUGCGCCUUGGAGGCGCUGCUGUUGUCGGGCAUCGCCUCCUGGCCCUGGUCGCAGUAUCGCCAGGUGCCCGACGAUGCCAGCGAACUGUUUAUCGAAGAUCGCGAAAUGACGCCGAUGAGUCCCAUAAACAGCACCGAUCUGCAGCUACAGCCAGACACUGGCCACAGUCUGACGCCCUAUCAGCACAGCAGCCAGACCAAUGGCAAUGCCACGGCGCCCGAUGCAUAUAACCAACAACAACAAUCGUCCUAUAAUCAAAAGCCUUAUAUACCUGCCAAACGACCCAAUGAGCUAAACCAGCGCCCAACAUUGGGUCACACACAAACCGCACGGAUGAAACCGAAUCAGCGUUAUCGCGAGGGCUAUCACUACCAGCCGGUUGCCACGUCCACGUCCCGCCAGAGUCCCACGUUCGUUGUGGGAGAUGAUCUGGGUGCCGGUCCAUCCACAUCCCGUUCCAAUGAUAAUUCUAGUGCGUGAUAGUUUUUAUUCCUCAACGACAACAGCAACAACAAAUUUAUAUAACAAAUACUUUG
Molecule: messenger RNA, 1393 nt
Organism: Drosophila hydei
Lineage: Eukaryota; Metazoa; Arthropoda; Insecta; Diptera; Drosophilidae
Exons: 6
Coding region: 192-1337 (381 amino acids)
Source: RefSeq, a predicted model, not a curated record